This is a messenger RNA of Psylliodes chrysocephalus, 3441 nucleotides long. Lineage: Eukaryota; Metazoa; Arthropoda; Insecta; Coleoptera; Chrysomelidae. The record is from the annotation of a GenBank genome assembly.
UUUUAUUGUCAGACUUCUUUCAGUUUUCUGAAUUAAGAGUCAUGGGUUCUCAUAUUUUGGCACUAGUUUUAGUAGCCUUUUUGACUUGUUUUCAAAAUUCUGAAGCAGCUGAGGAUAAGGAUUAUAUCAAUACCUUGUAUUUUUCACCAGAUAUAGUUAGGUUAAAUGUAGCCAAAAAAAAAUGUGCUAACAGAAAUAUGAGUCUGGUUAUCGUUGACGAGAAAUAUAAGCAUGAUGCCAUUAGAAAAAAACUUACAGAAAUGGUUGACACGCAACAGUUUUAUAUUGGAGGAGACAGGAAAACUAAAUAUGGCGAAAAUCAUUACAACGUCGAAUUUCGAUGGUAUAAUAACGAGAGGCUUGGCUUCAGACAUUUUGGCAAGGGAAGACCUGAUAAUACACUGGACUUUGAAAGAAAUCCUCGUACACAUCUUUCGUUGCAAAACAAUAAAGAAGAUUUAUUAUGGUGGGAUACAAAUAUCAAAUCACCAUUAAGGUACAUUUGUGAAACGCCUAGAACAGAUUAUAUUAAAGGUCCACCUGAUCCGGAAAACGAUUAUAAGAUUAAUUUUACUUAUGUUCGGACAAAAGGAUUUUGGAAAGGUGUAGAAGUAUGCCACUCAAAUUUUAAACAGUGUAUCAUUGGACUGGACAGUAUUGGAAUAAAAAAUAGUUUUCUAACAAUAUUAAGAGCAAACGACGAUAGACAAGAAUACUAUAUUAAUGCAUUUAGGGAAAAUGCAAAAUCUCCAUAUACGUGGGCCGGUACUAAUAUUACAUCAGAUACCGCAUACUGGGGAUCAGGUCAACCUAGUAAAAAGGACAACGAGAAAUGUGUAAAAGUUUGGUAUGAUCCAACAUCAGACGAUUUAAAAUGGACUAGUACCGGGUGUAUGCAGAAUCACUAUGUUGCUUGUCAAGGUGAAGAAAAAACCUGCGGGAAAAGAGAUACAUGCUUUGAUGACAAAAAUUUCCUCAGCAGCCUGUAUUUUUCACAAGAUAUGGGUAAUAUAGGAUUUGCCAAUCAAAAAUGCGCUGAUAUGAAUAUGAAACUUGCCAUCGUUGACGAGGAAUAUAAGCAUAAUGCACUUAAGUGUUUACUUGGGUCGAAACAUGAUACGACACAGUAUUAUAUCGGAGGAGGCAGAAGAAAUAAGGCUGGAGUAGAAGCUGAUAACGCCGAAUUUCGAUGGUUGAAUGACGAAAGGCUAUCCUUCAGACAUUUUAGCAAAGGCAGACCUGAUAAUUCGCACCAAUUUGAUGUACCACUUAGUUUACAACUUUCGUUAAAACAUGAUGGAAAAGAUUUAUUCUGGUGGGAUGAACCACCAAAUGUAAAAUAUGGGUACAUUUGUGAACCACCUAGAAAAGAUUAUGUUAAGGGUCCACCUGAUCCAGAAAACCCAUUCGAGAUUAAUUUUAAUCAUAUUAUGACAUACGGAAUCGAGAAAACUUGGAAAGAAUGCAAAACAGUCUUUCAUAAGAAUAUCAUUAGUCUCGAGACUGAGGAAAUAAAAAAUAGUUUUAUGGAAAUAUUAGUGCAAAACGAUGACAGAAAAUAUUACUUUGUCAAUGCAUACAGAGAAAAUGCACAGUCACCGUUUAUGAGAAUAAAUACUACCACUGUAGCAGAUGACAAAUAUUGGGGAGAAGGUAGUGCCAGAGAUAAAGAUCUCGAGAAGUGUGUACUUGUUUGGUAUGACCCAAAAUUAGGAAAUUUAAAAUGGUCCAGUACCUUCUGUUAUGGGACUCACUUUAUUGCUUGUCAAGCUGAAAUAAAACAAGAUGACUCAGGAAUUUCAGGAGGCGCAGGAGCUUCUGGAAGUGCAGGAGCUGCUGGAGGUAAAGAGGUUUCUGGAAGCACAGGAGCUUCUGGUGGUGCAGGAGCUUCUGGUGGUGCAGAAGCUCCUGGUGGUGCAGGAACAUCUGGUGGUGCAGGAAUUAGUGGUGGCACAGAAACAUCUGGCGGAUCAGGAGUUAGUGGUGGUGUAACAGCUAAUGGUGGACCUAGUGGUAGUGCAGAUAAAAUAAAACAAGAUGACUCAGGAGCUGCAGGAGGCAGAGGAACUUCUGGAACCGCACAAGCUUCUGGAGAAAAAGGAGUUCCUGGAGCAGGAGCCGCUGGUGGAGCAGAAUCUUCUGGUGAAUCAGGAGUUAGUGGUGGUGGAAAAGCUAAUGGUGAAGCUAGUGGUAGUGCUAGUGGUAAAGGAUGUGGGUCUGGUGGAAUUAAAGGUCCAGGAGCGUCUGGUGGUGCAGGAGCGACUGGUGGCACAGAAGCCUCUGGGGGUGCAGGAGAAUCUGGUGGUUCAAAAAUUAGUGGUGUUGGAAAAGCUAAUGGUAGUACAGGUAAAGGGGGCAAGUCCGGUGGAAUUAAUGGUAACGUAGGUGCCUCUGGUAGUGCAGGACCAUCUGGUGGCGAAGGAGCUAGCGGUAGUGGAAAAGCUAACGGUGAAUCUAGUGGUAGUGCAGGUAAAGGAGGCAAGGGCGGUGGAAUUAAAGGCAACAUAGGAGCAUCUGGUGGAGUAGGAGCUCCUGGUGGCGCAGGAGUUUCUGGUAGCGCAGGAGCGUCUGGUAUUGGAGGAAUUUCUGGUAGCGCAGGUGCUGGUGGUGGUGCAAAAGAUAAAGGAGGCAAGGCCGGUGGAAUUAUAGGCAACGUAGGAGCAUCUGGUGGAGUAGGAGCGUCUAGCGGUUCAGGAGUUUCUGGUGGCGCAGGAGCGUCUGGUAUUGGAGGAAUUUCUGGUAGCGCAAGUGCUGGUGGUAAAGCAAAAGAUAAAGGAGGCAACGCCGGUGGAAUUAAAAGCAACGUAGGAUCAUCUGGUGGAGUAGGAGCUCCUGGCGGCAAAGAAAUUUCUGGUAGCGCAGGUGCUGGUGGUGGUGCAAAAGAUAAUGAUAAAGGAGGCAAGGCCGGUGGAAUUAAAGGCAACGUAGGAGCAUCUGGUGGAGUAGGAGCUCCUGGCGGCGCAGGGGUUUCUGGUGGCGCAGGAGCGUCUGGUAUUGGAGGAAUUUCUGGUAGCGCAGGUGCUGGUGUUGGUGCAAAAGGCAAAGGAGGAAGUUUCGCUGGAAGUAAAGGUAACUUAGGAGCCUCUGGUAGCCCAGGAGCAUCUGGUGGUAUAGGAACUUCUGGUGGCGUAGGAGUUAGUGGUGUUGGAAAACCUAAUAAUGUAGCUAGUGGUAGUUCAGGUAAAGGAGGCAACUUUGGUGGAAUUAAUGGUGGCGUAGGGGCUUCUGGUGGCGCAGGAGCUUCUGGAGGCACAGGAUCUGCUGGUGGCUUAGGAGCCUCUGCAGGCGCAGUUGGUAUUGCGUCUUCAGGAGGUACUGCCAGAGCUAAAGGAAACUUAGGCACUAGUUCAAUGGUUGGAAGGCGACGUGCCCCCAUAUAAUUUAGAACUAAUAAGAUUUUAUAUUUAAAGAAUAUUGUUCAAUUAAAUUAAUUAUGGUGAA